This is a messenger RNA of Exophiala aquamarina CBS 119918, 765 nucleotides long. RefSeq lists its product as uncharacterized. Lineage: Eukaryota; Fungi; Ascomycota; Eurotiomycetes; Chaetothyriales; Herpotrichiellaceae. The transcript has a single exon. The record is from RefSeq and is a predicted model, not a curated record. Bases 1 to 765 code for a protein of 254 amino acids.
AUGUCUUCUCUGUCGCCAAAACCUGCGAAACCACUUCCUACAGACCUACCCAUCCGCGCAUUUCCCUCUGCCCGCGAGUUUGAGGCUUUUCUGGAACGUGAGCAUACCGCCGCCGCUGGAAUCCACCUUAAAUUUGCCAAAAAGUCUUCUGGGAUCGCUUCGAUAUCUGGCGCUGAGGCGGUGGAAACUGCAUUAUGUUUUGGCUGGAUAGAUGGUCAAGCGAAUCCCUUUGACGACAAUUGGUGGUUGGUGCGCUAUACGCCUCGCCGGGCAAAAAGCAUAUGGUCACAGAAGAAUGCGAAUACAAUAGAGAGGCUGACAGAACAAGGUCGAAUGCGGCCUGCUGGAAUCGCUGCCGUUGAAGCAGCUAAGGCUGACGGGCGUUGGUACCGCGCCUACGCAGGUCCAGCCACUAUAGCUAUACCUGACGACCUCGCUACCGCCUUAAAAGCGAAUGCAGCUGCAUCUAAUUUCUUGGACAACAUGACGAAAGCCGAUCGUUAUGCUAUACUUAUGCGCUUGCAGGUAUCCUCCCCAAAACGUCGAGAACAGCGAAUAAAAGGUUUGGUCGAACAACUCGCAGUGGAUCAUACAGAUUCUGUGUUGAAGCCCAGCAGGAAGAAUGGGGUCAGGAAAGCAAAACCAAAAACAAACCCAGCAGGGCGGGCCAAAGCCUCGACGACUGAUUCGUGUGCCAAUGCGAGCAAUGCAACACCUGGCCAGACGAAUCUACCUCGCCGCCCUGGACUACGUAGCCGAGCUUGA